CAACAGGCCUUGAGCAGGUAAGGUCACGUGGUCUCGGACGCGGCGGGACAAAUCAGUGAAGCAGCUGACGAUCUGCAGCUUCCCCUUCAGUCGGAGGCGGGGGGGUCAGAGCGGACAUUGAUGGGGGAGUUCCGGCGCCUUGUGGAGGAGCUGCUGGCUCUUUGUCUCUCGAGGAUCACUAUGGAGGAGAACGCCAUCAGCUGUGAUCUGAGCCUGGCUGAGGUGGCGAAGACCUGCGAGGCGAUGAGGAAGCAGUGGCUGCACGCCGAGCUGGAGAUGAAGAAGUACAAGGAGCUGCUGGUGAAGUCCGACGUGGCCAAAGCCGCCCUGGAGGUCAAACUGAAACACGCCCGGAACCAGCUGGACGUGGAGAUGAAGAAACGCUACAAGGUCGAAGGAGACUACCAGUACCUGCAGAGGCAGAUGCAGCUGAUGUGCGACAUCCUGGUCCACGACAGUAAGUCCAGCGCCUGUCUGAACGAUGAACAGAAAUCUCUUCUGGCUACGUUUGAACACAAGGGAGCGAACAUGACGCUGCACAAGAGCAGCAGACGGUUGUCCGUGAUUGACGAGUCAUCUUUCCUGUCUCACUCUGAUAUCAGCUACGAUCGGACCGAUGACGACGUGGACCUGGACACAACAGUGAUCAAACCCCUGAGAUCCAGAGCCAGAGAGAGAAGGCGCUCGUCCAUGGGGCCGGCUGUCGGCGCUCUGGCUGGGAAGCGAGGGAGGAGCGGGAACAUGUCGGCAGAGCUGCUGGAGAGAAAAACUGUGGACAAGGAAGUGGAGACGAUAGUGAAGGCGUCCGUGAUGACCCCUGAGACCGGAGGGCAGAUCCACAUGGUGGUGGGAAUCACCCAAGAGAGCCCUGACCCCCCAUCCCGGACCGUCACAAAGGAGUGUGCUAUCUCCAUCGGAGGAGGAGACCAAACCUCUGUGUGGUUUCCCUGUGAUGAACCGGAGCCUGAAACUGAAGCAAAGAAGGUGGAGAGCUCUGCAGUCAGAGCGCCGUACACCUGCAGAGCUGAGAAAACCCUGAAACAUGUCUUUCUUUCUAAAACGGUGAUCCGGCCGGAGACGUGCUUGCCGUGCGGGAAGAGGAUCCGCUUUGGGAAGAUGGCGUUGAAGUGCAGAAACUGCCGCGCUGCCAUUCAUCCAGAGUGCAAACUGAAAUUCACUGACGGCUGCUCGGCCACCGCUCCGGCAGGAAGUUUAGCUCAGCAGAACUCAUUGGAGGCGUUUGCUCCAACAGCCCCCCCCAGAGUACCUCGGCUGAUUGUGGACUGUGUGACAGAGAUCGAGCGGCGGGGGCUGGAGGAGAGAGGACUGUACAGAGUUCCUGGAGGGGAGCGUCUGGUAAAGGAGCUCAGAGAUCGGUUCCUCCAGGGGAAAACUCCGCUCAUGCUCGGUAAAGUCCAUGACGUCCAUGUGCUGUGUGGACUUCUGAAAGACUUUCUGAGGAAGCUGAAGGAGCCUCUCAUCACCUUCAGACUGCACAGGACCUUCAUGGAGGCUGCAGAGCUGGCUGAUGAAGACAACAGCACUGCCAUCAUGUACCGGGCCAUAGCCGAGCUGCCGAAGGCCAACAGAGACACGCUGGCCUUCCUCAUGCUUCACUUACAGAAGGUGAUGAAGAGCCCCAAGUGUCAGAUGGACCACAAUAAUUUGGCCCGGGUGUUUGGACCAACUCUAGUGGGACACGGGAUGUCCGAGCCGUCUCCGACCACCAUCAUGAGAGACACCAACACUCAGCCAAAGGUUAUUUGCUGCAUGUUGUCCCUCCCUGAAGUCUACUGGAGACGUGUCCUCUCCUCCCAGAUGGAUCAGAUCCCGUCUUCGUCCUCCAGCACUACGACCUACAGCCAGGAUGACGGACACGGUCGGCUGUUUAGGCCUCUGACGUCUCCGGAGCUGAACAGCAACUAUAAGACUCCCAGCAGAGCAUCUGUGAGAGGCAGGAUCAUGAACCUGGGCAACACUGUCUCCAGCACGGGCCGAGCAGAACCGGGGAGGAAGUUCUUCACGUCCCCCAGCUGAUCAGAACAGAGUGAACCUGGACACAGGACGCACAGCACGUCGUACUGCUAGUUUACCUCUGCGUACCAACAGGAAAUGAUGUAAUCUGUGAAAGAAAGCUUUGCAUUGUGGGAGAAUAGUGAUCAUCAUUAGUGGUGUGUGUGUGUGUGUGUGUGUGUGUGUGUGUGUGUGUGUGUGUGGAAGAUGUUU
This is a messenger RNA of Micropterus dolomieu (smallmouth bass), 2226 nucleotides long. RefSeq names its product rac GTPase-activating protein 1. NCBI's taxonomy places the organism in Eukaryota, Metazoa, Chordata, Actinopteri, Centrarchiformes, Centrarchidae. The transcript is spliced from 17 exons. The record is from RefSeq and is a predicted model, not a curated record. Gene Ontology annotation, biological process: signal transduction. Bases 121 to 2037 code for a protein of 638 amino acids.